GCGACGACAGCUCCCCGCCCGACUUUUUUCGUCCAAAAACACCUAUUCUCUGCCCCGCCAAACUCACAGUCCAGUCUUUACCGUCAUGAAGACCUUCUCCGCCGUCGUCGCCCUUGUCGCGCUCAUCCCCUCCGUUCUCGGUCUCACUAUCAACACCCCGACGAGCGUUGUCCAGUGCCAGCCCAUUCAGCUCACCUGGUCUGAUGGAACCGCGCCCUACUUCCUGUCCCUCCUUCCUGGUGGCCAGCCCUCCGCGACGCCUCUCGAGUCGUUCGAUUCGACGACUUCCACCUCGUUCACUUGGACCGUCAACCUCCCUUCGGGCACUAGCGUCACCGCCCAGAUCAAGGAUAGCACGGGUACCAUCGCGUACUCCGACAUUUUCACCAUCCAGUCGGGCUCGGACUCUAGCUGCUUGACCUCGUCCGGUGUUGCGGGCGCGACCUCUGGCGGCUCGUCCGCCACGACCAGCGGCGCGGCUGCGACCACCACCGGCACCGGUUCGUCCGGCGCCUCAGCCACCGCCAAGACCUCGGGCUCGGCGGCUGCCACCGGCUCUGGCACCGCCAGCCCGUCGGCGUCGAGCACGAGCAGCAGCUCCAACGCCGCGCGCGGCAGCUCCAUCAGCGCGUUCGGCAUCGCCGGCGUCAUGGGCCUCGUCGGCGCCGCGCUUUUCUGAAGCGGGUUGCCCCGUUGAUGACCCUCCCGGUGCCCGGACUAGAGCGUUUGUUAGAUCGAGGCACGGGGUCGCUAUUUCAUGAUGAACCUUUCACGGACAACCUUUAGUUUUGUCAAUAUACUACACUCUUUUGGAACACUGAGAGCUGUGGGGCCUCUCUCGCUAUGGGAGGUCGUGAGCGCGCAAGUAGUGUAUACACUUUAGUCUCUUCUAUUUCCUUUUUUCUUCUUCUCUAUAGUGUGAUGGUUGUGUACGAAGUACGAUCCCCUGCGGGCGGUUAUGAGUACGCACUAUCCAAUUGAUCAUGUUCUAUGCCC
Molecule: messenger RNA, 996 nt
Organism: Punctularia strigosozonata HHB-11173 SS5
Lineage: Eukaryota; Fungi; Basidiomycota; Agaricomycetes; Corticiales; Punctulariaceae
Exons: 6
Coding region: 86-679 (197 amino acids)
Source: RefSeq, a predicted model, not a curated record